This is a messenger RNA of Amoebophrya sp. A25, 576 nucleotides long. Lineage: Eukaryota; Dinophyceae; Syndiniales; Amoebophryaceae. The record is from the annotation of a GenBank genome assembly.
CACGAUUGCGACCGCACAGCCAUCUCUUUGCUGUUCAAUACUUAUGAUUGUGUUUUAAGUCUCGAUUGUGUUUAAACUCUCAUCUUCUUCCUGCUCUAAGAUCUAGUAGUUUCUUCCUGCUGGUGCUCUAAGAGAUCUAGUAGUUUGUAUAGUAGUCGGAUGUCUGUAGUUUGUCCACGACGACCACGUGGUACAACAUGUCAAUGCAGGUUUCCUUUCUGUCAUCUUAUUGAAACCAUCGUCCUUGCUUUUUAGAGUGUAGCAGGCAGCGAAGAUGUUUUUCAUUUUCAAUAUUUUUGAAGAUGUGGCUAUAGAUAUAGUUAUAUCCGGCUACUCGAAUUCGGUCCCAUAGUAGAGGUAACUAAGUCUAUUUUUAGUGCUGGGUACUCAUAUCAUUGGCACAAAAAUAUUACCGAUCGUUCACCUCUAAAAUAGAUGUACAACGUCGCCGGCAUGUCCUUGGAUGCCGAGGGCAAAUUUACAUUUUUCCGACGUAGCAGCUUCCGCGACAGCGGACGCAGACACCUUGCAGGACUCUACCUUCUCGGAAAAGAGGAUAUCCUGACAGCACACGAA